AUGCCGGCGGGGCGCAGUGAGCCGGACGGCGUCCUCAGCUACCAGAGACCAGAUGAAGAAGCAGUUGUGGACCAGGGAGGGACCAGUACAAUUCUCAAUAUUCACUAUGAAAAAGAAGAGCUGGAAGGGCAUAGAACUUUGUAUGUUGGAGUCCGGAUGCCUUUGGGACGGCAGAGCCAUCGGCAUCAUAGAACUCAUGGCCAGAAGCACCGGAGACGAGGCCGGGGAAAGGUUGUCAGUCAGGGAGAAGAAGGGCAAGGGUCUCUUGCCCAUGACACACCUUCCCAGCGUGUUCAAUUCAUUCUUGGCACUGAGGAGGAUGAAGAACAUGUGCCUCAUGAAUUGUUCACAGAACUGGAUGAGAUCUGUUUAAAGGAAGGAGAGGAUGCUGAGUGGAAGGAGACAGCCAGGUGGUUGAAAUUUGAGGAAGAUGUAGAAGAUGGGGGAGAACGCUGGAGCAAGCCUUACGUGGCCACUCUUUCAUUACAUAGUCUGUUUGAGCUGAGGAGCUGCCUCAUUAAUGGAACAGUCCUCCUGGACAUGAGAGCAAACAGCAUCGAAGAAAUUUCCGACCUGAUCCUGGACCAGCAGGAAUUGUCCAGUGACCUGAAUGAGACCAUGCGAGUCAAAGUGCGGGAAGCUCUUCUGAAGAAGCAUCAUCAUCAGAAUGAGAAGAAGAGAAAUAAUCUCAUUCCCAUCGUGCGCUCCUUUGCUGAGGUUGGCAAAAAGCAAUCAGACCCAAAUUCUUUGGACAAAAAUGGUCAAACAGUGUCUCCUCAGUCAGUUCCUACUGCAAAUCUUGAAGUAAAAAAUGGAGUAAAUUGUGAACAUAGUCCUGUUGAUUUAAGUAAGGUGGACCUUCAUUUUAUGAAGAAAAUACCCAUUGGGGCAGAAGCCUCAAAUGUCUUGGUUGGAGAGGUGGAUAUCCUGGACCAUCCGAUUGUGGCCUUUGUAAGGCUGUCACCUGCUGUCCUCCUCUCAGGCCUCACAGAAGUGCCGAUCCCCACAAGGUUCUUGUUUAUCUUGCUAGGACCAGUAGGAAAAGGCCAACAGUAUCAUGAGAUUGGCAGAUCCAUGGCCACCAUCAUGACAGAUGAGAUUUUUCAUGAUGUGGCCUAUAAGGCAAAAGAGCGUGAUGACCUUUUAGCUGGUAUUGAUGAGUUCCUGGACCAAGUGACUGUGCUCCCCCCAGGUGAAUGGGAUCCAUCGAUUAGAAUUGAACCACCAAAAAAUGUCCCUUCCCAGGAAAAAAGGAAGAUGCCUGGGGUUCCAAAUGGAAAUAUUUGCCAUGUCGAACCAGAGCAACAUGGUGGCCAUAGUGGUCCUGAACUUCAACGUACAGGGAGGCUUUUUGGAGGUUUGGUGCUGGAUAUAAAGCGGAAGGCCCCCUGGUACUGGAGUGACUAUCGAGAUGCCCUGAGUUUACAGUGUCUGGCCUCUUUUCUGUUCCUGUAUUGUGCCUGCAUGUCACCCGUGAUCACCUUUGGGGGAUUGCUUGGAGAAGCAACUGAGGGACGAAUAAGUGCAAUCGAAUCUUUAUUCGGAGCCUCGAUGACUGGGAUAGCCUAUUCCCUGUUUGCCGGGCAGGCUCUCACUAUCCUGGGGAGCACUGGGCCGGUGCUCGUGUUUGAGAAGAUUUUGUUCAAGUUCUGCAAAGACUACGCUCUCUCUUACCUGUCCCUUCGAGCCUGCAUUGGACUGUGGACUGCUUUCCUAUGUAUUGUCCUUGUGGCAACUGAUGCCAGUUCUCUCGUCUGCUAUAUUACCCGCUUUACUGAAGAAGCGUUUGCCUCAUUGAUUUGUAUCAUUUUCAUCUACGAAGCAAUAGAGAAAUUGAUUCACCUGGGGGAAACCUACCCCAUCCACAUGCACAGCCAACUGGAUCACCUUAGCCUUUACUAUUGCAGGUGUACUAUCCCAAAGGACCCCAGCAAUCACACACUGCAGUAUUGGAAGGACCAUAACAUUGUGGCAGCGGAAACCAGUUGGGCCAACCUGACCGUCACUGAGUGUCAGGAGAUGCACGGAGAAUUCACUGGAUCUGCCUGCGGUCGCCAUGGACCUUAUACACCCGAUGUGCUCUUCUGGUCCUGUAUUCUCUUUUUCACAACCUUCAUCCUCUCCAGCACAUUAAAGACAUUUAAGACAAGCCACUAUUUUCCAACCAGAGUACGCUCGAUGGUGAGUGACUUUGCAGUUUUCCUCACCAUCUUCACAAUGGUGGUUCUUGAUUUUUUAAUUGGUGUACCAUCCCCGAAGCUACAAGUUCCAAGUGUGUUUAAGCCAACACGGGAUGACCGGGGGUGGAUUAUCAAUCCCAUUGGACCCAAUCCCUGGUGGACUGUGAUAGCUGCAAUCAUCCCAGCUCUCCUCUGCACCAUCUUAAUAUUCAUGGACCAGCAGAUCACAGCUGUCAUAAUUAAUAGGAAGGAACAUAAGCUCAAGAAAGGAUGUGGAUACCACCUUGACUUGCUGAUGGUGGCUGUGAUGCUGGGAGUUUGCUCCAUCAUGGGCUUGCCCUGGUUUGUGGCAGCCACUGUCCUCUCCAUUACUCAUGUCAAUAGCCUCAAGCUGGAGUCAGAGUGCUCUGCUCCAGGGGAGCAGCCCAAAUUCCUGGGGAUCAGAGAGCAGAGAGUCACAGGGCUCAUGAUCUUUGUGCUGAUGGGCUGCUCAGUCUUCAUGACAGCUGUGUUAAAGUUCAUUCCAAUGCCAGUACUUUAUGGAGUUUUCCUCUACAUGGGAGUUUCUUCACUUAGAGGAAUCCAGUUUUUUGAUCGCCUGAAGCUCUUUGGGAUGCCCGCGAAGCACCAGCCUGACUUCAUCUACCUGCGCCAUGUUCCUCUGCGUAAAGUGCACCUUUUCACCCUCAUCCAGUUGACUUGUCUUGUCUUGCUGUGGGCUAUUAAGGCAUCCCCGGCUGCCAUCAUCUUUCCAAUGAUGGUUUUGGCCUUGGUCUUUGUCCGGAAAGUCAUGGAUCUCUGUUUCUCUAAACGAGAACUGAGCUGGCUAGAUGAUCUCAUGCCUGAAAGCAAGAAGAAGAAGCUAGAUGAUGCUAAAAAAAAGGCCAAGGAAGAAGAGGAGGAUGAGAAAAUGUUAGAAAUGGGGCCAGACAAAUUUCCUUUGGAGAGUAGGAAGUUACUGAGUAGUCCUGGAAAGAAUAACAAUUUCAGAUGUGACCCUUCUGAGAUUAAUAUUUCUGAUGAAAUGCCUAAAACUACUGUCUGGAAAGCUCUUAGCAUGAACACAGGAAGUGCCAAGGAAAAGAGUCUUUUCAACUAAGAGUCUUUGCUGGGAUGGAAGAGAUGGCCUGGGAGGUAUCUCAGGGACGUGCCAGGAGACAGAGAAGGGAGCAAGUUUCUUAGAAAUGAAGAGACUCAUCCUGGCCCCCUCAUUCAGAUAACUGGAUUCAUAUUAAAGCCACACAGAAGUGUUCAGUUAUUUCCAGUGCGCUUUAGAGGGCAUUCAGCCAUCCUCAUACCAGCAGCCAGUCCCCAAGUGUAAGCUUGGAAGGAAACAGAAGAAAGCCUCUUGGUCAUCUCUCUCCUGUUCCUCCUCCUCCUCCUCCUCCUUCUCCUCCUCCUGCACCGACCUCAGAGCAGUUGCCACCACUUACCAUCAAACAUUCCAGUUUUGGACACUUCUGAAAUUCUUUCCCUACUGACCAGUUGAACACCAUGAAUCUUCUCCUUGGCUGCUGAAGAGUCCCAUCAGCCUCUGAUCACAGCCUCUUUUGCUAUGCUGGACCACGAUAAUGGGCAGAGUCAAAAAAAUUGUAUGAGGUUUCCUCUUUGGAUAGUGAGCAGGUCAGCUCUCUGGCCUAGGGACCUUUUAACAGAGUGGCAGACUUGGGAUGGCUGCUCUAGUGGGACUUCUCCAGGGAUUGGGCUUCUGACACGCUGCCCACAACUAUGGUGGGCCCAAGAAGUGGCAGAUUCAUAGCUCCACGGCCACACUGGCACACAUGUCAAUAAAAUUUGUAAAGGGGAACUGAGGUUCUUUAUAAUCGAGAAGAGAAGGCUGAGGGGGACGGUGAUAACUGUCUUCA
Vombatus ursinus (common wombat) is the source of this 4045-nucleotide messenger RNA. RefSeq names its product solute carrier family 4 member 8 (gene SLC4A8). The transcript is spliced from 25 exons. The record is from RefSeq and is a predicted model, not a curated record. Gene Ontology annotation, cellular component: plasma membrane. Gene Ontology annotation, molecular function: sodium:bicarbonate symporter activity; solute:inorganic anion antiporter activity; monoatomic anion transmembrane transporter activity. Lineage: Eukaryota; Metazoa; Chordata; Mammalia; Diprotodontia; Vombatidae. Bases 1 to 3279 code for a protein of 1092 amino acids. Gene Ontology annotation, biological process: regulation of intracellular pH; bicarbonate transport; monoatomic anion transport.